This is a messenger RNA of Microbotryum saponariae, 1713 nucleotides long. Lineage: Eukaryota; Fungi; Basidiomycota; Microbotryomycetes; Microbotryales; Microbotryaceae. The record is from the annotation of a GenBank genome assembly.
AUGGGGUACGUCGAGCAGUUUGGGCAAAUGGGUGAGUGCAGCUCGGUCUUCGACGCGAUCUUCCGGGGCGGAAUAGAUGUUGACAAAUCGAAAUGUUUCUCCGGCCAGGGUGACGUCGAUGGUGACGACAUCGGGAUGGCAAAACUCGUCGCCGGACUGCCGAGGAGUACGAGUGGCGCUGCCGCCGAAGUCGAGACGAAUCUUCGGCCAACUCACCUCAGGCUAGCCCACCGAUCGCACAACGCGGCAACACGGCUGCUCUCAGCCCCCCAAGAGCACCCGCUGCGGCAAAGAUUCCUGGAGGCAGCAGCUCUGACGUUCCCCAGACGUCCGAACUGCGCCACCCACGUCACCCCCCUCGACCAGCUUGCCCAUGCGUUCCCAGACCUCCGGAACGACGACGGACACCUGGUGGUUUGCGAGACGAUUCAGAUGGUUGACCCAUCCCCCCCUUGGGACGAGUUCGAGCCACCCGAGACAUCCAUCGCGAAAUCGAAAGACGACGCGGCCGAACAGCACGACCAGCUUAUCGCUUCGCUGGAGCCCGAGGAUGUUGUCACCUACAGUGAUGGAUCGAUGAUGGAAGGUAGAACAGGGUCAGCAGCAGUUCUUCGGAUCACUUGGCCCGCUGACAAUUCGAUCGUCCACAUCUCCAAAGCACGCGCGCUCGGCACCCAGCAGACGGUCUACAGUGCGGAGCUCGACGGCAUUGCCCUCGCCAUGAGGAUGCUCCUGCAAGCCCCUCCCGCAACCCAACACCGUAGGAUGGUCAUCUGUGUCGACAACCAGGCGGCCGUCCGAGUCGCGACGUCCACCCGACCAGGCCCCGGGCAGGAGCAACGCAUCGAACUCCGCCGUCUGUACUUGGAACUCAAAAAGAAACUCGCACUCACAUCAAUCGAGCUCCAGUGGGUCCCGGGUCAUGUCGAGAUCGACGGCAACGAGCUCGCAGACGAGGCGGCCAAAGAAGCGACCAAAGCGGCUGAGGACGACUCGAUAAGGAAAGACCUGGAGAUCGAGCGACCAGACGCGAUUCCAGCUUCGAGGACAGCACUGAGGCAACGGUUCAAGACGUUUGUCAGUCAGGUGUGGGCGACGGAGUGGAAGAACGCCAAGACGGGCGCGCAGCUUCGCAAGCUCGACAACUCACCACCUGGGCCGUCCCACUUCAAACUCUACCACGGGCUUCCACGGCGAGCUGCGACCCUUCUCGCACAACUCCGAACGCGGAGAUCACCGUUGGCACACGAUCUGUUCCGUCGUCGACUCCAUCCAACCGGGCUGUGUGCGUGCGGCGCGGCGGAGACUUUGGAGCACGUCGUUCUAUCGUGCGAACAAUACCAGGAUCAGCGUCGCGUUCUUCGCAGGGAGAUGAAGAAGGAGGACUUACCUCCAGACGACAUUCGACUCUAUGUUUCGAACGUGACGGCAUCGCGACUCCUGACUGGAUUUCUCGCCUCGACCGGAGUGUGCCCGGGGUACGAGGUUCUGCUGAGCAGGGGUACCACCCCCAACUCAGCGACGAAGGGUCAAGGAGCCGCACAAUGCACCCAAGACCGCCUGGUGACCGAGAUGCUGACAGACACCGAAGUCACCGUACGACGGCCUCGAGCUCCAACGGCGACCGGGCGGCAAGACCGGACGCGUGUGGACACACGUGUGGAUAGAGAGGACUCGAAUUGCGAGUCAUACCGGACUUCAGGAAGGUUUUGA